Molecule: messenger RNA, 1978 nt
Organism: Periophthalmus magnuspinnatus
Lineage: Eukaryota; Metazoa; Chordata; Actinopteri; Gobiiformes; Gobiidae
Gene: myoc
Product: myocilin
Exons: 5
Coding region: 88-1506 (472 amino acids)
Biological process (GO): signal transduction; osteoblast differentiation
Cellular component (GO): Golgi apparatus
Source: RefSeq, a predicted model, not a curated record
AGAGUGUUACAGACCUGAAGAACAAAUAGACGCCCUGAACAUAAAAAAUAGACCGAAUUUUUGAGAAUUUUAUUUUGGCUUUGCAAGAUGUUUCUUCCUGUAGUGUUGUGCGUUUGUGGUCUCUUGACGCAAGGUGAGGCGCAGGACAGAGCUGCUAUGUGGAGAGGGAAUGACCGAAAUGGAAGAUGCCAAUACACCUUCACCGUCCCAAGUCCAUCAGAGACCACCUGUCCACAGAACGGAGGUCCAGAGGUGGAGGGAUUGAAGGCAAGACUCAGCCUGUUGGAAGUCCUGGUAGCCCGGCUGAGUGGGGGCGAGAUAGGCACCCAAUCCAAACCCCAAAAUGACCUUCAAGAGUCUCUCAACAGGGCCAUAGGUGAGAGGAACCUACUCCAAGCUGAAAAAGAGCGCUUGGAGAGAGAGCUAGAGGGACUUCAGCGCAGAGUGGAGGAGAUGAGACGUGAGACAGAGAGGCUGAGGAACAAACCAUGUCCUGCCCAGACCCCUGUGGUGCCACCCAGCCCCCCGCUCCAGGAUAGGAGACCCACAGGAGGGUUUGGGCCCAUGUCUCAUCUGAUGACCAGGCCCAACAGACAGGGAGACAGCAGCAGUUUGAGAGAUUCUACAUGGCAAUAUGGACAUCCCGGUUUUCAAGAGCUUAAGGCUGAAGUGACCGAGGUCCCAGCUCCGGGUGGCACUGAUGACGGCACUGGUUGUGGUGACCUUGUGUCAGUGGCUGAGCCUGUCACUCACAGAAGGGCAGACAACAUCGCAGGUAAGUAUGGAGUGUGGAUGCAGGACCCAGAGGCAGUGUCUCCCUAUGGCCCCAACAUGGUGUGGAGGAUUGACACAGUGGGCUCUGAGAUCAGACAGCUCUUUGGAUACGACGACAUGGAGCAGCUCUCUAAAGGAUUCCCCUCAAAAGUGCUGCUGCUGCCUGACCCAGUAGAGGGGACAGGUGCCACCAUGUACCGCGGCUCGCUUUAUUACCAGAGGCGCAGGAGCAGGACCUUGAUCCGCUACGAGCUGUCAUCUGAGAGCAUCGCGGCCCGUCGUGAGCUGUCCCACGCAGGCUUCCACGGCCAGUUCCCCUACUCCUGGGGCGGCUACACGGACAUCGAUUUGGCUGUGGACGAACAGGGUCUGUGGGCCAUCUACUCCACCACCAAGGCCAAGGGGGCUAUCGUGAUUGCUCAGCUCGAUCCCAACAGUCUGGAGGUGAAGAAAACCUGGGAGACAAACAUCAGGAAGAACUCCGUGGCUAAUGCGUUCAUGAUCUGUGGUAAAUUGUACACGGUUGCCAGCUACACGUCACCAGACACUACCAUCAAUUACGUGUACGACACCGCCACCAGCCAGGGCAGAGCGCUGGCUGUCCCGUUCAAGAAUAAGUAUCGCUACAACAGCAUGAUCGACUAUAACCCGGUCCACAAGAAACUUUUGGCUUGGGACAAUUUCCACAUAGUGUCCUACGACCUGAGGCUGGGACGCGCGCAGGCCCAGUGAGGUGCGUAAUGAAAAGGGACUGAUGGAGGAGUGUCGGGGUUUUACUCAUUUACUCCAGCUUCAAAGACUCUUAUAUAAUAGUGGGUAGACACAUUGGCUGUGUCCCCUAUGUUUUUGUGUGGCAAGGCCCAUACAAGUGUUUGUAGAGGAUUAUUUUUAUACUGGCUUUUUUGGUUCCUUUGAUAAGCGACAUGCUCGAAUAUUUAAUUUAAUGUUUUUGCCAUUAUGAUAAAAUAUAUUUCUGCUACAAUGUAAACUAUAUCACACUACGUGCUUUUGAUGAACAUGUUAAAACUAUAUUGAUACUGCAUGUUCAUUGUAGUCCUUGUUAAUGUAAAAUCUUUGAUACUGAUGUCUGUCAAUCAAAAUGUAUUUUAAACAAGGCUGUUUUAUUUGUAGUGUUUAGAGCCACCUAGUGUUCACUUGUAGCAUUGCUGUAUGAUUUCAAAUAAAGACAAAACUGUUUCCAUCG